UAAUUAUUCGGUUAGCCCGAAAUCCUUUCCAAGAACAACAGCUGAUGUGAUAUUAACUAUAGGUUCAAUCAAUGCAUUUUUAAAAGUAUUUAACAUGACAAAUACUGCUAGCUCAUUGACAUUAAGAAUUCGAACAAACACUGGUGUUCAUCCAUUACCAUUACUUUUAGCAUCACAAAAUGUUUUAGAUUUAAAGAAAAAUAUAUCAGAUUUAACAGGGUACCCUGUAGAUAGUUUCAAUAUCAUGAAAGGUUACCCACCUAAACUAUUGGAUUACAUCGACGAUUCUCAACGCCUAUCUGAAUUAAUUUUAUCUUCUGGAGAUCUUUUGCUCGUGCAACAGCAGCUGACCAAUAAUCAAUCGAAGCUCUCUGAACCAAAUGCUGACAUUAAAGAUGUCAUGAAGAGCAAUCUUCAAAACGCUAAUACUGCCGAAGUACAACAACAAGGUAUACUUAUGAAAAGGGUCGUUCCGGCAGACAAUUCUUGCCUGUUUACCAGCAUUAACUUUUUGCUCAACAAUGGUAAAAUGGAUCUUUCCCCCGCUCUGGUGGCCAAGUACAGGACUAUCGUCAGCAACGCGGUUCUUUUAUUCGAAAAUCCGGAUGACAAAAUAUUUAAACCUAAGAGCGGUUCCUCGUUACUAUUCGAAAACACCCCCUAUGAUCUUGAAGACUUUUUGUAUUUGAAGGACCUUUUGACGCCAGCGAUACUGGGGAAACCUAAUAGUGAAUACGCUAGAUGGAUACUCUCACACCAGUCCUGGGGCGGGGCCGUCGAGAUAGCCCUACUCUCCCGCCAUUUCCGGGUCGAAAUAACCGUCGUCGAUAUUCGCAAUUGUCGCUUGGAACGGUUCGGCCAGGAAGCCGGUUACACCGAAAGGAUACUCCUCCUUUACGACGGAAUACAUUACGACCCGCUUGUCAUGGAAUGCCAAACCUUUCGCCUCCCCGAGCAGGCUCCAAACAAUUUACUAAAUAUCCAUGAUAAAGAGCCUAUAACAAUCGUGAAAACGAAAUUCCCGACUACGCCUCAGUACGAAUUCGUGCUCGAUCAAGCCCUCGAGAUAGCGGAUCAAGCCAAAAACGCGCGUCAGUUUACUUCCGUUUCGAAUUUCACUCUUAAAUGUUACGAUUGCAACGCUUUGUUGGUAGGGGAAACUCAGGCUAGCAGUCACGCUCAGGCCACUGGUCAUUUGAGAUUCGGCGAGAUUGAUAAAAAAACAUGAUUUGCAACAUUUUUUGUUUGGCGUGUAGCAUUUAGCGAAGGAAAAAAAAUUGGCAAAAAAUAACUAAAAUUCAGAUUAAUACAGAUAUAUGGAAAAAGCCAAAAUAUGGAUACUAAUUUUUUUUUGUAAAGAAAAAUAAUAUUUUUUCAUUAUUUAUUAAUUAUGAAAUGUAUGUUAAUAUAAAAAUGCAAUUUUAAUCUUGUAAUUUAUGUGACUUUUCGACUAGAGAUUAUUG
Messenger RNA from Gordionus sp. m RMFG-2023, 1463 nucleotides. RefSeq names its product ubiquitin thioesterase OTU1-like. The transcript has 5 exons. Gene Ontology annotation, molecular function: cysteine-type deubiquitinase activity. The record is from RefSeq and is a predicted model, not a curated record. The coding region runs from base 95 to 1228 and encodes 377 amino acids. Gene Ontology annotation, cellular component: cytosol; nucleus. Lineage: Eukaryota; Metazoa; Nematomorpha; Gordioida; Chordodea; Parachordodidae. Gene Ontology annotation, biological process: endoplasmic reticulum unfolded protein response; protein deubiquitination.